ACACCGAGCAAUCCUUUCGCCAUUUUGUGUCCAACGUGUUUUCAAAAUCAUUUUUGCGAAAGUAAAACUCGAUUUUUUUUCUUCAAAAACAUGAGUGUGGAUCCUUACGGACCUGCAUCGCAAACACUGACGUUUCUAGAUACCGACGAAGCUGAUUUUGGAGCAGAUACGCAAGGAAGUGCAUAUGAAUUUACCGAUUUUACAGCGCCCUCUCAAACGCAGACGCAGUCUCAGGCCAGUCAGCCGGUGACAGAAAGUCAACAAGAUGAAACGCCUGAGAAAGAGGAGGCCAACAAAGAGAAAUUAACCAACGGAGAGGAAGAGAAUGAAUCAAAGGACGUUACCAAUGUAACGAAGUCUUUGGGAGAAUUAAACUUUGAAGAAGACGAUGAUGAGGCGUACUAUAGUAAAGAUCUUCCUUCUCAUGCUUGCAGAUACUGUGGUAUACACGAUCCUGCAUCUGUUGUCCUUUGUAAUCAUUGCAAGAAAUGGUUUUGUAAUAGUCGUGGUAACACUUCUGGAAGUCACAUCAUCAAUCAUCUUGUGAGAGCAAAACACAAGGAGGUUACAUUGCAUAAAGAUGGACCACUUGGUGAAACUGUGUUAGAAUGCUACAACUGCGCCUCAAAGAACGUCUUUCUCUUGGGAUUUAUCCCAGCAAAAGCUGAUUCAGUUGUUGUGUUACUUUGUCGGCAACCCUGUGCCACACAAAGCAGCCUAAAAGAUAUGAACUGGGAUCCAACCCAAUGGCAGCCGUUGAUAAACGAUCGUUGCUUUCUAUCUUGGUUGGUCAAGAUACCUGCAGAGGAAGAUCAGAUGCGAGCCAGACAGAUCAAUGCUCAGCAAAUCAAUAAACUGGAGGAAUUAUGGAAAAACAAUCCUGAGGCCCUCUUGGAAGAUCUAGAAAAACCAGGUGUUGAUGAUGAACCUCAACCAGUGAUGCUACGAUAUGAAGAUGCAUAUCAGUAUCAGAAUAUAUUUGGUCCACUUGUCAAGCUUGAAGCAGAUUAUGAUAAAAAACUCAAAGAAUCUCAGACUCAGGAUAAUAUUGUGAUCCGUUGGGACAUUGGAUUAAACAAGAAACGUAUUGCAUACUUCACUUUCCCAAAAGCAAAUGAUGAUAUUCGGCUCAUGGCUGGUGAUGAACUCAGAGUGCGCUAUGUUGGAGAACUACACAAACCAUGGCAAGGUGUAGGGCAUGUCAUCAAGGUUCCAAAUAAUUUUGGAGAAGAAGUAGGGAUUGAAUUGAGAAGUAAUUUGGGAGCACCAAUCGAGUGCACACAUAAUUUUUGUGUAGACUUUGUCUGGAAAUCAACAUCCUUUGACAGGAUGCAAGCAGCCAUGAAGACAUUUGCGGUGGAUGAGACUUCAGUCAGCGGUUAUAUUUAUCAUAAAUUACUUGGCCAUGACAUGGAGGAACAGAUUGUGAAGUGUACCUUGCCCAAACGGUUCUCAGCACCUGGUUUACCAGAACUCAAUCAUUCUCAAGUAUACGCUGUCAAGACUGUCUUGCAAAGACCUCUGAGCCUCAUCCAGGGACCACCAGGUACAGGGAAGACUGUUACAUCUGCUUCAGUUGUCUAUCAUCUUGUACGGCAAAACAUGGGUCAAGUUCUGGUUUGUGCCCCAAGUAAUAUUGCAGUUGAUCAGUUGACUGAGAAAAUACAUAAAACUGGACUGAAGGUUGUUCGUCUUUGUGCAAAAAGUCGUGAAGCAAUUGAUUCUCCUGUCGCCUUCCUGGCAUUGCACAAUCAAGUGAGAAAUAUGGACAGUGUUCCUGAGUUGCAGAAACUUCAACAACUGAAGGAUGAGCAAGGAGAGUUGUCCUCUUCUGAUGAGAAAAGAUAUAAAACUUUGAAGAGAAACUGUGAAAGAGAAUUGCUUCAGAAUGCAGAUGUGAUAUGCACAACAUGUGUUGGUGCUGGUGAUCCACGCUUGUCAAAGUUCCGCUUCAGAUCUGUCCUGGUGGAUGAGUCAACGCAAGCUACUGAACCUGAGUGUAUGAUUCCUGUUGUUGUUGGCUGUAAACAGCUUGUGCUUGUUGGUGAUCACUGUCAAUUGGGACCAGUUGUGAUGUGCAAAAAGGCGGCCAAUGCUGGCUUAUCUCAGUCAUUGUUUGAACGUCUGGUUGUGCUUGGUAUAAGACCAAUACGUUUGCAAGUUCAAUAUCGUAUGCAUCCUGCUCUCAGUGAAUUCCCGUCCAACUUGUUUUAUGAUGGUACUUUACAGAACGGCGUCACCGUUGCUGAAAGAAUGCAGCCAGGUAUGGAUUUCCCUUGGCCAGUACCUGAGAAACCAAUGUUCUUUUACGCUACAACUGGGCAAGAAGAAAUUGGAUCUUCUGGCACCUCCUUUCUUAACAGGACCGAGGCUGCUGCUGUGGAAAAAAUUGCAACUCGAUUUCUCCGUGCUGGUGUUAAGCCUGAACAGAUUGGCGUGAUCACUCCUUAUGAAGGCCAACGAGCUUAUAUCGUCCAGUACAUGCAGUACAGUGGCUCUAUGCAUGUCAACUUAUACCAAGAAAUUGAAGUGGCAAGUGUGGAUGCAUUUCAAGGACGUGAAAAAGAUUACAUUAUUUUGUCUUGUGUCCGUUCUAAUGAACAUCAGGGUAUUGGCUUCUUACAAGAUCCUCGUCGUCUAAAUGUUGCAUUGACUAGAGCCAAAUAUGGAACUUUGAUUGUUGGAAACCCAAAAGUUUUGUCCAGGCAAGAAUUGUGGAAUCACUUGUUAAACUAUUACAAGGAGAAUAAAGUUCUUGUUGAAGGACCUUUGAACAACAUGAAGGAAAGUAUGAUUCAAUUCAGUAAACCAAGGAAACUUGUCAACAAAACAAACCCGGGAGGUCGCUUUAUGAGUUCUACAAUGUUUGAUGCGCGUGAAGCGCUUAUGCCCGGCCGCGUUAUCGGUCCUGGUUUUGCGCCACAGAUUGAUCCUACGGCGACAUACCAGGACGCUUACUACCGGACGCAUGACAGAAUGGGUUAUAUUGGUGCGGAGCGAACAGUUGCAGCUGCUGUUGGAAAUAUCCCUAUUCCUGUGGGAAUGUUUUUGCCACCUAUGCCUCCCCAACCUCCACAUAACUAUUACAAUCAAGCCAUGCCAGGUCGCCCAAUGCCAGGUGUACGACAACAACAUGUUUCUAAUCAGUAUAAUCGCAACAACCGUGCACAAACUUCAAACAAUAGACAUCAAGUAAAUCAUGGUUCCUAUGGCAUGAAUACAAGCCAGGCUAGUCAGGAGGCCUCACAGCCAUUAUCCCAAGGUCCGCUUACUCAAGGUGGUAUGUCUCAACCUAUGGCAUCUCAACCAUUAUCCCAACCAGAACUGUCACAGGAUAGUUACUUGGCUGAAGAUUUUCACUUGAAGUCUCAAGGGGAUGCAGUCCUCUCUCAGGAUUCCACGUAUCAAGGCGAUCAGGGUUACAUGAACUCCCUGCCUGAUUACAGCCAACCUAACUAUGCCUCCCAGUAUUAAGUGCCCGUCUGCAGGCAUGUAGGGGACCCAUACAGUAUCAGGCCUGGUUCCCACUGCCCUCAUUCAGGCCAAGAUUGGAGGGAGAUGCAGUAAAGUAGGUGAUUGUACCCUCGGAGAGUUGAGAACAAACCCUUUGUUGAGAUAAGUUGAGAUUUAUUACAAGACCAUUUCAUCGUUCACUAUUAUUACCACUGAGUUCGUUAUAACAGCAAUAGCAGGCAACUACUGAAUCUUGAGUGAUAUCAUUUAGAACAGGAAUGUAAAGAAUACCAUUGUGUCAAUUAUGAUAAAGAAUACCAAACUAGUAUUAAACAGUUGAGACAUAAGUUAAAUAUAUGUCUGUCAGAUAAUGAAAGUGAUGACCAAUUCACUAUAUCCAUUUCUAGUUGUUCGCAAAGCUUGUAACCACUCAUUUUUACAAAUAUAUCUUUAAA
Dendronephthya gigantea is the source of this 3908-nucleotide messenger RNA. RefSeq names its product regulator of nonsense transcripts 1-like. The transcript has 28 exons. The record is from RefSeq and is a predicted model, not a curated record. Gene Ontology annotation, biological process: nuclear-transcribed mRNA catabolic process, nonsense-mediated decay. NCBI's taxonomy places the organism in Eukaryota, Metazoa, Cnidaria, Anthozoa, Malacalcyonacea, Nephtheidae. Bases 91 to 3474 code for a protein of 1127 amino acids. Gene Ontology annotation, molecular function: zinc ion binding; hydrolase activity; ATP binding. Gene Ontology annotation, cellular component: cytoplasm.